Messenger RNA from Nycticebus coucang (slow loris), 8119 nucleotides. It is a transcript of the gene KIF2A, whose product is annotated as kinesin family member 2A. The transcript is spliced from 21 exons. NCBI's taxonomy places the organism in Eukaryota, Metazoa, Chordata, Mammalia, Primates, Lorisidae. Bases 306 to 2540 code for a protein of 744 amino acids. Gene Ontology annotation, molecular function: ATP binding; microtubule binding; microtubule motor activity. The record is from RefSeq and is a predicted model, not a curated record. Gene Ontology annotation, biological process: microtubule-based movement.
CCCAGCGUCGGCUCCCGGGCCGGCGGCGCCGGCCCUCCCACUCUUCCCCGCACCGCCUCAUAGCCCCGGCCCUCGUUUCACCCCUACGCCCCGGCGUGCGCGUCCUCCCGCCGGCCUGCGGCCCGGGUCCUCCGCCUGCUUCCCCGCCGCUGCGCCUCGCGGCCCCGCUCACAUUCACGCUGUCGCCCGGGCCGGCGCGGCCGCGGGCAACCGCUCCCCCUCCCACACCUACCCCGCCCCCUCCCCGCCUUUUCCGCCCUCCCGUCCCCCUCCCUCGGCCCGCCGCUGCUGCUCCAGAUGAGGUGAUGGCAACGGCCAACUUCGGCAAGAUCCAGAUUGGGAUUUACGUGGAGAUCAAGCGGAGCGAUGGCCGAAUACAUCAAGCAAUGGUAACAUCUUUAAAUGAAGAUAAUGAAAGUGUAACUGUUGAAUGGAUAGAAAAUGGAGAUACAAAAGGCAAAGAGAUUGACCUGGAGAGCAUCUUUUCACUUAACCCUGAUCUUGUGCCAGAUGAAGACAUUGAACCCAGUCCAGAAACACCUCCACCUCCAACAUCCUCAGCCAAAGUAAACAAAAUUGUAAAGAAUCGACGGACUGUGGCAGCAAUUAAGAAUGAUCCUCUGCCAAGAGAUAAUAGAGUGGUUGGUUCUGCACGUGCGCGGCCUAGUCAGCUUCCUGAACAGUCUUCUUCUGCACAACAGAAUGGUAGUGUUUCAGAUAUAUCUCCAGUUCAAGCUGCAAAAAAGGAAUUUGGACCCCCUUCGCGUAGGAAAUCUAAUUGUGUGAAAGAAGUAGAAAAAUUGCAAGAAAAACGAGAAAAAAGGAGAUUGCAACAGCAAGAGCUUAGAGAAAAAAGAGCCCAGGAUGUCGAUGCUACAAACCCAAAUUAUGAAAUUAUGUGCAUGAUCAGAGACUUCAGAGGAAGUUUGGAUUAUAGACCCUUAACAACAGCAGAUCCUAUUGAUGAACAUAGAAUAUGCGUUUGUGUAAGAAAACGACCACUCAAUAAAAAAGAAACUCAAAUGAAAGACCUUGAUGUAAUAACAAUCCCUAGUAAAGAUGUUGUGAUGGUACAUGAGCCAAAACAAAAAGUAGAUUUAACAAGGUACCUAGAAAACCAAACAUUUCGUUUUGAUUAUGCCUUUGAUGACUCAGCUCCUAAUGAAAUGGUUUACAGGUUUACUGCUAGACCACUAGUGGAAACUAUAUUUGAAAGAGGAAUGGCUACAUGCUUUGCUUAUGGGCAGACUGGCAGUGGAAAAACUCAUACGAUGGGUGGUGACUUUUCAGGAAAGAACCAAGAUUGUUCUAAAGGAAUUUAUGCACUAGCAGCUCGAGAUGUCUUUUUAAUGCUAAAGAAGCCAAACUAUAAGAAGCUAGAACUUCAAGUAUAUGCAACUUUUUUUGAAAUUUACAGUGGAAAGGUGUUUGACUUGCUAAAUAGGAAAACAAAAUUAAGAGUUCUAGAAGAUGGAAAACAGCAGGUUCAAGUGGUGGGAUUACAGGAACGAGAGGUCAAAUGUGUUGAAGAUGUACUAAAACUCAUUGACAUAGGCAACAGUUGCAGAACAUCCGGUCAAACAUCUGCAAAUGCCCAUUCAUCUCGAAGCCAUGCAGUGUUUCAGAUUAUUCUUAGAAGGAAAGGAAAACUACAUGGCAAAUUUUCUCUCAUCGAUUUGGCUGGAAAUGAAAGAGGAGCUGAUACUUCCAGUGCAGACAGGCAAACUAGGCUUGAAGGUGCUGAAAUUAAUAAAAGCCUUUUAGCACUCAAGGAGUGCAUCAGAGCCUUAGGUAGAAAUAAACCUCAUACUCCUUUCCGAGCAAGUAAACUCACUCAGGUGUUAAGAGAUUCAUUCAUAGGUGAAAACUCUCGUACCUGCAUGAUUGCCACAAUCUCUCCAGGAAUGGCAUCCUGUGAAAAUACUCUUAAUACAUUAAGAUAUGCAAAUAGAGUAAAGGAGUUUGGAAUUAGUCCAUCAGACAUUCCCUUCUCACAGGGUAGUGGCAGUCGCACUGAUCUCUCUCCUUCUUAUGAGUAUGACGACUUUUCUCCUUCGAUUACCAGGGUGAAAGAACUAACUGUAGAUCCAACUGCUGCUGGGGAUGUUCGUCCAAUAAUGCACCAUCCGCCAAACCAGAUUGAUGACUUAGAGACACAGUGGGGUGUGGGGAGUUCACCUCAGAGAGAUGAUCUGAAACUUCUUUGUGAACAAAAUGAAGAAGAAGUUUCUCCACAAUUGUUUACUUUCCAUGAAGCUGUCUCACAAAUGGUAGAAAUGGAAGAACAAGUUGUAGAAGAUCACAGGGCAGUGUUCCAGGAAUCUAUUCGAUGGUUAGAAGAUGAAAAAGCUCUCCUAGAGAUGACUGAAGAAGUAGAUUAUGAUGUAGAUUCAUAUGCCACACAACUUGAAGCUAUUCUUGAGCAAAAAAUAGACAUUUUAACUGAGCUGCGGGAUAAAGUGAAAUCUUUUCGUGCCGCUCUGCAAGAAGAAGAACAAGCCAGCAAACAAAUCAACCCGAAGAGACCCCGUGCCCUUUAAAUCGGCAUUUGCUGCUAAAGGAUCCCCAGAACCUCACUACUGUAACAUAAAAUGGUUCAGCUGUAAGGGCAUUUGAAAGUUUGAAAUUUUUAAGUGUCUGUGGAAAAUGUCUUGUUCUUCACCUGAAUGACAUUUCAAUUUUGUGAAACACUCCUUUGUCUACAAAAUGCUUCUAGUCCAGGAGGCACAACCAACAAUUGGAAUUAGUGAAGCAUUUUGUUUCGUUUACCCAAAUAGUGAUUUACUUUUGGAGAUCCUUGCCAAUUUUGUUUUCUAUAUGAAGAUUAUGGACUUGAUCCAGAGGUGGAUAGUAGGGGGAAGCCACAGCAUUUCCUUUUAACUCGGCUCAAUUCUCGUAGCAAGACUGAGCAGUUUUAAAUCCUUGCGUGCAUGCAUACCUCAUCAGUGGUUGUACAUACCUUGCCCACUCCCAGAGACAGCUGUGCUCACCUCUUCCUGCUUUGUGCCUUGACUAAGGCUACUGACCCUAAAUUUCUGAAGCACAGCCAAGAUAAAUUACAUUCCUUCUUUGUCCUUGUAAAUUACCUUUGUGUGUACAUUUUUACUGUAUUUGAGACAUUUUUUGUGUGUGACUAGUUAAUUUUGCAGGAUGUGCCAUAUCUUUGAACGGAACUAAAGUCUGUGACAGUGGACAUAGCUGCUGGACCAUUCCAUCUUAUAUGUAAAGAAAUCUGGAAUUAUGAUUUAAAACCAUAUAACGUGAUUAUAAUUUUCUUAGCAUUUUCUUUGUAAAGAACUAAAAUAUAAACUAGUUGGUGAAUAAUAAAAAGUAAUGAAAUUCUGAGAAGAGUUUUAUCUUAGGAAAAUACAUAUAUAUGCAGUGUGUGUGCCAGUGUGGUAUUAACAAGACUAAUAGUGCAAUUUGAUCUGUACCAAUACAUUUCUUAAUUUGAAGUUUUCAUGAGUACCCAAAAUAUACCUUUUUAAAUGUACUGUUAAAGGAAAUUGGCUUCUGAUGCAUGAACACUAAUAUGUACAUUGAGAGUAGUCCAUAAUAGAAGUUAGUUUAAGCCAAAUGUAGGCAGUACAUAACUCUUGAAAAAGAAUUAAGCUGAAAGAGUUGACUUUGCCUUAAAAAGAAAGGCAGAUCUAACCCAAGCUCCACCCAGUACCAAAUGUGAAAUUUCACCGUAUUUGUGAGAAUCACCAAAUUCUCACCAAUAGAUUGGUGUAGGGCAUGCUACUUUUUAAAUGGCAGCACUUAUUUUUACAGAUUGCUAUUCCCAGAAAGAAAACUGGCCACUUUUCAUGUAAAUAAUUUUGUUAAAAAAUUUAUAUAUCUCUCUGGGAGUUUUCUCUCAGUUCCCAGGAUAGAGUCCAGGAGUAGUUUACCAAUAAAAGAUCUCCCAAGGAUAUCUUGUUUUGGUUUACUCUAGGGAACUAGCUCAUUCAUAUGGGCCAAAGGGAAGCUAUGAACAGAGAGUCUCAUGAGCCAGAUUCUUUACUUCACUGUUCAUAAAACCCAGAGGAUAGUUGUGAAAGAUCCUAACACCAUCGUGGAAAGCUCUGUGAACAUGAAAUGUGAAACAAAUGUAGAUUUUCAGUUUGCUCAUUAAUCUAUGGAAUGAGUUUUAGAGAUAAUUUACUUUAGUACAAUCUCCUUUGUUUUGGAAAGGACUCAGGUUUUCUUGCAGUUGUAAAAUAUAUAAUUGUGUUUAUUUCAAAGGGAAGAGGAAGUGUGGAGAACUGUUACUAUUGGCCUUGCAGAGGCUGUUUAAAAUCAUAGCUUUUGAGAAUAACCAGUCUUCAAAGGGCAGUAAAGACAUGUGAACUUACUCAUUUUAAAGCACAACAGAUUAGCUUUAUUAUUUGCAUUGGAUGGGUACUAUCUUUGGAAGUUAUCUUUAUAGACAAAUAUGCUGCCUUAUAGUAUAAUGGCUCUAUUCUGAUUAGGAGUCAAGGUAUUUAAAAAAAUUUAUACCAAAAAAGAUCUUGGAGGUAGUAUAAUAUGCACCUUUAGCUUUUACAGAUAGGGAAAACUGAAGGCCAGAAAAGGGAUUAAAACUCAGCAGUUCACAGGGGAGUCCAACCAGCAGCCCAUGGACUGCAUGCAGAUUUUGUAAGGACUUAAAUAUUUUAUUUGCUUAUCUGUGGUGUCUGGAUAUCAUGAAAAGUACCCAUGGACCUUUUUUUGCUAAUCGGCUUUUGUUAUUACAUUUGUGUAUUUAAUGUGUGGCCCAAGACAACUCUUCCUCUUCCAAUGUGCAGCAAAGGAAAAAAAAAAGGUUGUCCACCUCUGGGGUAGAGGGAAAUGAUCUAAGAAAGCUGAGUUAAAUGUUAAAAUUGUUCUAUAAGGACAGAGAUGUACAAGUGAACUCUGCAAAGUAGUUUGUGAAGUUAAAAAAAUCUAUCCUUAAGUACAGUAUUCAUAUGAUGAAAGUGAAUUGAUGGAGCUAAGUAACUUUAAUUUUUUGUUCUGGAGUCAACGUUCUAUAAUACUUUCUUUGACUUGAAAGCUGAUAUCCCUCUUAAAAAUAAUUAAGAAUAUGCGUUAUUUUAACUUACUAUAUAACUUUGAAGCCACAUUUCAAAAUUUGGCUUUUGCAAGUGAAAAUAUUUUCUAUUAAGUCACCUAUAAAGAAAGCUAAAUAUCAUUGCAGACGCUUUUUAUUAAUUUUUUUACAUGUAUAAAUAAAAUAGCUACUAUAAUUCUUAAGUAUAUUAAUAUCACUAUUACAUUGAUUAAACAUAGUAGCUAAUAAAACUUGUUUAUGAGAAUCUAUUGAAAUUCUCGAUCUUUGACAGUUUUAAAAUAGUUUACAAAUGCUUAAAACUAAGCAUGAGGUAUAUGAAAAGUACUAGAAAUUUUAAUUGUCCAUAGUCAUGAAUAUUGGGAAUGUGUCGGUGUGGAGAAAUGGCUGUUUUUUUAAAGCUGGAAAAAGUUUUUUUUUUUUUAAAGAGACAGUCUCACUUUGUCACCCUUGAUAAGAAUGCUGUGGCGUCACAGCUCACAGCAACCUCCAGCUCUUGGGCUUAGGUGAUUCUCUUGCCUCAGCCUCCCAAGUAGCUGGGACUACAGGUGCCUGCCACAACGCCUGGCUAUUUUUUUUUUUUUUUGGUUGCAGUUUGGCCCGGGCCAGGUUCGAACCUGCCACCCUCGGUAUAUGGGGCCCGUGCCCUACUCACUGAGCCACAGGCGCUGCCCUGAAAAAAGAUUUUAAUUAUAGAAUCUGUUUUGAUUUAUAAAACCCUUUGAAAUUUUGCUAAACCUACACUUCUUUCCCCUAAGUAAAAAUGCAAUUUUCUAGUUAAUUUCACUCUAGUUGAGCUUCAUGACCAGAGCUUCAUGCACAGUAUGGUGGCAAGUAGCAGACUCAAGCUUACCCAGAACUGUGUCUCCUACAUCAUCAUAUGUAUGGAAAAGAAUGAGAGACGCCAAAUAGAAACACUUGUAAGAGACAAUUGUUUUACUGUACAUGUAAGUAACAAGAAAUGGUAUGGGAAAUAUGUGACUAGUGAAGCAUAUUUUACUACUUGAGGGACACAGCUGAAGGCUUAAAGAGGGCCUCACGGUUAUAACACAGUAAAUAGAAGAGUAACAUCUUUAUAUGAUAAACUGUUAGAAAUGAUCAAUUUAUAAAGUUGUGCGUAUCUGCGGCUCUUAAACUUGAAGGUUAUGAGACUAGAUUGGACCCUGCCCUAUGUUACAUAUUAAAACAAACCCAAACCAAACAAACUUAGGCACUUAGAAAUGACCACCUUAAAAAUUCAGAAUAGAAAUGGUGAAACAGUAGUAUUAAACCAAAGAUAUUCAAGCAUAUAAUGUUCCAAGAGAGCAUAGGCAAAGUUCAUUUUCUCAAAUAUUGAAAAUAUGUAAUUGAUUUCUUGACCUUGAAAAAUUCUGUUUUCCACUUAGGAAAAAUGAAUACCUUCUGCAUUAAAUCCAUGUAGCAACCUGAAAAGAAACCAAAAUGGAAUGGUAUUGAAAAGCUAUUUGUGGCACAUAAUGCUGUAUAAUUCUUUAUCCUUAAUUCUAAAACAUGAACACAUCAGCAUAUUCAUGCAGUCCACCCACUCCUAACACUAGUCCUUAAAGAAACCUUAGUGUCCAACUAAAUGUAUAAGAUAUGUAUUGUUUGAAACCAUGUCAUGUUGGUGCUUCUUUCACAUAACCCCUAUGUUUUAAGUUAUGAUGAAUUUGACUAAAAUUAUCUUAGACUUCUACUAUCCUAAGUUUAAGAGCAAGAGCUCAAUAGCAUUUGUUCCAUUUUAACAAGGCAACUGAACAAGAGCUCUUUGGAAUUAGAGGUAGAAAUCAUAAAAAUGACCCAUCUUACAUGCCCACUCUUCUCUAUGAGCUGUUAUCAGGUUCAAGUUAAAUACUUACACCUGUUUCUGUUACCUUUGUUUUUAUAAUAGUUAGCAAACUGCACAUGCUCAAUAACUUUGAGGAAAUUUAAUGAGAAGGGUAGAAGAUAAAUAUUUCUAUUUAGGCCUGAUAUUAUUUUUUAGGCUAGCCUAUAGGAACAGGUCCAGGUAAAUUUAAAAUGUCUGAAAAAGCAAAGUAGUGGCUUAUAAAUAGUGUUCAACACCUAGGACUACCAUCAAUAAAGACUCAGAGUAGUAAUGACAGCAUUUGUCUUGGUAAUACAGCACUGUAUUUCCAGCUUAGAGAAAGUAAAACCAAUGCCUUUUUUAAUAGUCCACCCUCAUUCAGCCUCUAGAGAACAUGGAAACUUUUCUUACCAAUAUACUAACAAGGAGAGAUAUAGAAGCUUUCAUAGUGAAUUGGCUAAAAGGGCAAGAACGUCUGCAAGUUAACGUGUUGAUUAAAUAAAGGGUAGAGUAUAGGUUAAUAAAUUACCUGGAUAAUUAAUUGAAGCUUUCCUCUGUUUCCAUAAGACUUGCUUAAUUAAAGGCAAACAGAUUUUGGUCUAAAUUGCCCUGAAAAUUAUGACACAUUUUUACGGGAUAUGUGUGGAACUUGCCUCAGGCUACAAAACAAUUAACUGUAUUAUCACUAAAUGGAUACACCAGGCAUGACAUUAUUUCAUGCUUAAGAUCUAUAAUCCAUUUCCAAUGAGGAAACAAAUCAGAUCCAGUUACCUCUAUUAUGAUUUUUGUACCUUGUGGGCUACUUUGGUGGGACAAGCUAAUUUAUUAAGACUAAGACUAUGAUAUGAGAGUUGAGGGAGGGAGCGCGAAGGGAGGAUGACGUACCCGCAACACUUUAACACAGAGGUGAACUUCUGGCUCAGACUGUUCUAUUCUUAAGAAAAUGUUCAUUCUGCUGCAGCUAACUAGCCUCCAUCAUCUACACCAAAUACUAUUCCAUGCCAUGGAAGUGCUAUGCAACAACUCUCCCAGGUAGCACCUUAUACUGCUUAAAAGCCUUUAAAUCAUCUGAAGGUGUCACAGUAAAAAAAAAAAAAAAAUGUAAACACUUAGGAAAACGAAAAUGUAAUUACCUGAUGAAGUCAUCUAUGUCCAUGGAACGGGCCCGUUUGUCACUAAAUCCUGUGCUGGUUAGGAUUUGCUGUAUUUUAUCUGCUAUGCUGAAAUCUUCUGGUAUUACCUAUCAAUAUACGAUUCAGAAUAAAUGAACAACGUAUCUUUAA